Molecule: messenger RNA, 880 nt
Organism: Ananas comosus (pineapple)
Lineage: Eukaryota; Viridiplantae; Streptophyta; Magnoliopsida; Poales; Bromeliaceae
Product: NAD(P)H-quinone oxidoreductase subunit N, chloroplastic
Exons: 4
Coding region: 61-684 (207 amino acids)
Cellular component (GO): membrane
Molecular function (GO): oxidoreductase activity, acting on NAD(P)H, quinone or similar compound as acceptor
Source: RefSeq, a predicted model, not a curated record
GAGAGCAAAAAAAAAAUAAAAAUAAAAAAAUAAUAAUAAUAGUAAAAGAGCAAGCAAUCGAUGUCGUCCUCAGCCGCCGCGCUCCGCCUAUCCUCGCCGCUCCCCUUGGCCUCGUCCUGCGGGCGUCGGCGGCGGAGGGGCCGCGCGGCCGCAUUUUCAAUACGGUGCGGGAUUGGGGACUUGAUCGGGGGCGACCUGGUCCGGCCGGACCUGGGGCGGUGGCUCGACGACGUGGAGAAGCACAAGGCGCUGGCGGUGUACUCGCCGCACGAGGGCGGGUACGAGGGCCGGUACCUCAACCGCCUCCGCUACAAGGGCUACCGCUUUCUCGACCUCACCGCCCGCGGCCUCGGCGACCCCGAGUCCACCCUCACCAAGAUCCACCCCGUCUGCCCUCCUCACCUUGGAAGACAGCCCAUAGCAAGAUGGUAUUUCCCUCCUGAGGUGGAUUACAGGCUUUCUUUGUUGCAUCCAGAUGCCAUAGGCCUUGUUGUAUGGAUUAUUGAAGCAAAGGUUCUAUCAAAGGCCGAACUGCAGUUCCUUGCGCUGCUUCCGAGCCUUCGACCUAAAGUUAGAGUUAUUGCAGAAUGCGGCAACUGGAGAAAAUUUGUGUGGAAGCCACUGAAAGAAAUAGCAGGUCUUUCACCAGGGGGAGAACUAGAAACCAGUGGUUCACAACAAUGACUAUGGGAAGCUAAUUUUGCAAAAUUUAGAUCUUGAUUUGUGUUCAUGUUCUUUUUUAUCUGCUUCAAGCAGCUGCAAUAUAUUUCAUGCACAGUUUUAACUAAUUUGAAGUGCAAAAUCGCUGGACGCGUUGUUUAAGAUGAUACAGGCAUGCAUAAUUAAUUAUAGGAUCAGAGAAAACACAGUAAAUUAGAAA